UCUUCACUAGCACAUUCACCACUCACUCAUCAGUGUCAAACAAUGGCAUUAUCUAUCAAAGAACUCUUCUCCAAAUAUAAUUUCAGAAGAAAUAAGAAACUUGUUUUACUAUCUGCCGCCGUAGCCUUGCUCCUCGUAACCGCCGUCGUUGGAAUCGCCGUGGGAGCUUCAAAAACCAACGAAAAGGGAAAACGAACUCUAUCUCCGUCUUCUCACGCCGUGUUAACAUCCGCCUGCAGUUCCACGCGUUACCCUGAGCUAUGCAUCUCCGCAGUAUCCACCUCCGGAGGCGUCAAGCUUACGUCGCAGAAAGAUGUCAUCGAGGCUUCGCUUAACCUCACGACAACUGCCGUGGAACACAACUACUUCACGGUGAAGAAGCUGAUCAAGAAUAGGAAAGGACUAACUACUCGCGAGAAGACGGCGCUUCAUGACUGUUUGGAGACUAUUGAUGUGACGCUCGAUGAGCUUCACGAGGCGGUGGAAGAUCUCCAUUUGUAUCCUAACAAGAAGUCUCUCCGGGAACACGCCGGCGAUCUCAAAACCCUACUUAGCUCCGCCAUUACCAACCAGGAGACUUGUCUAGACGGCUUUUCUCAUGACAGGGCCGACAAGAAAGUCCGCAAGGCCUUGUUGAAGGGUCUGAUCCACGUAGAGCACAUGUGCAGCAAUGCACUAGCAAUGAUCAAGAACAUGACUGAUACCGAUAUAGCCAAUUUCGAGCUAAAAGCUAAAGUCACCUCAAACAACCGUAAACUCAAGGAGGAGGAGACUACGGUGGCCGCAGAUAUUGCUAGCGUCGGAGAGUUAGACGCGGAGGGGUGGCCGACUUGGUUAUCCGCAGGAGAUAGGAGGCUUCUUCAAGGGUCUACAGUGGAAGCCGAUGCUACCGUGGCGGCUGAUGGUAGCGGUACAUUCACAACUGUGGCAGCUGCGGUUGCCGUGGCCCCGGAGAAUAGUAAUAAGAGGUAUGUAAUACAUAUAAAAGCCGGAGUUUAUAGAGAGAAUGUGGAUGUGGCCAAGAAGAAAAAGAAUAUAAUGUUUAUGGGAGAUGGUCGGACAAAAACUAUUAUUACCGCAAGUAGAAACGUCGUCGACGGUAGCAGCACCUUCGACUCCGCCACCGUUG
Raphanus sativus (radish) is the source of this 1129-nucleotide messenger RNA. RefSeq names its product pectinesterase/pectinesterase inhibitor 3-like. The record is from RefSeq and is a predicted model, not a curated record. Gene Ontology annotation, biological process: cell wall modification. NCBI's taxonomy places the organism in Eukaryota, Viridiplantae, Streptophyta, Magnoliopsida, Brassicales, Brassicaceae. Gene Ontology annotation, molecular function: pectinesterase activity; pectinesterase inhibitor activity.